AUGGCGUGGCUCCGUCAGAGUCGAGGUUCUCCCCGACUCGUGCUGGUGGUGGUGUGUGUCGCUCUGCUGCUCGACAACAUGCUGCUGACUGUGGUCGUGCCGAUCAUCCCGACCUUCCUCUACGCCAUCGAGCAUCCCAGUUCAGAGCUCCAGACCGCCCAGCCCGCCCUGGUCCCUGUGCCCAGCCUCAGUGCACCACGCUUGGGCACGGUGACCGCACAGUCCCCCUCCCCCAGGUUAAACUUCCAGACCUCAAGCAGGAGCUCGGAUCUCCCUCUGCCCAGCUUCAGUGCACCGGUCCUGGGUACACAGUCAGAUCAGAGCCCCCGGUUGUCUCCUCUGGUGUCCCUGUUUGACAACUCUACCUUCAGCAUGCAGGAGAUUCGGACUAAGCCCACCCCUUACAAAGAGACCAUGGACCGGAGUGGCCUGAACACAGAACAGGACAUCAACGCAACUACAGAGUCCUCAUGUCUUCAGGACAGUGCGUUUCUGGAGGAGGAAAAUGUUCAAGUUGGUUUGUUGUUUGCCUCUAAAGCUAUCGUCCAGCUGCUCAUCAACCCCUUCGUUGGACCGCUCACCAACAGGGUCGGGUAUCACAUCCCCAUGUUUGCUGGUUUCAUCAUCAUGUUUGUGUCAACCAUCA
Messenger RNA from Notothenia coriiceps (black rockcod), 646 nucleotides. Its product is annotated as chromaffin granule amine transporter-like. Gene Ontology annotation, biological process: aminergic neurotransmitter loading into synaptic vesicle. Gene Ontology annotation, molecular function: serotonin:sodium:chloride symporter activity. Gene Ontology annotation, cellular component: synaptic vesicle membrane; terminal bouton. NCBI's taxonomy places the organism in Eukaryota, Metazoa, Chordata, Actinopteri, Perciformes, Nototheniidae. The record is from RefSeq and is a predicted model, not a curated record. The annotation marks the transcript as partial. The transcript is spliced from 4 exons.